This is a messenger RNA of Theobroma umbraticum, 339 nucleotides long. Lineage: Eukaryota; Viridiplantae; Streptophyta; Magnoliopsida; Malvales; Malvaceae. The record is from RefSeq and is a predicted model, not a curated record.
AUGGAACUCAGCAAGUGGUGCAGCUCAGGCACCCAAGAUUUGAGAUGGAGCCAAGGCUAUGCAAAAAGCCGGUACGACCGGAUGCUUUCAAUCAAAGUGUUGGUGACCAGAUCAAAGCUGCCAAGGUGGAGAAUGCUAUGGAGAAAGCUGAUGAGAGAAAAGAAGAAGAUCUUUGAUUGUUCAUCGAGUACUCGGGUGCAUGUUUCUUAUGAUCCUUGCACAUAUGCGCAGAAUUUUGAUCAGGGCUUGAUGUCAGCUGAUCCUGAUGACCUCUCCAGGUCUUUUUCAGCUCGGUUUGCUGUUCCCUCAAGGGUUUUGAGAAGAGUGGAUGCAAGUUAA